This is a messenger RNA of Tinamus guttatus (white-throated tinamou), 376 nucleotides long. The record is from RefSeq and is a predicted model, not a curated record. NCBI's taxonomy places the organism in Eukaryota, Metazoa, Chordata, Aves, Tinamiformes, Tinamidae.
GGCUAUAAUAAUCCGAAACGGGGAAGUCAUUCCAAUGUCUUCAGAAUUCACUCCAGAGACCGAACGCCAGCGACUUCAGUAUCUGGCUUACAUGCAGCCCCACUUGCUGGGAAAUGAGUUCACACAUCUAGAGUUUCCGCGGAGGGUGCAGCGCAAGGAGGUUGGCAAGAGGAUGCUCUACCGUGACUUCAACAUGACCGGCUGGGCAUACAAAACCAUUGAGGAAGACGACUUGAAGUUUCCUCUUAUAUAUGGAGAAGGCAAGAAGGCUCGGGUCAUGGCAACAAUUGGGGUGACCCGAGGACUGGGAGACCAUGACCUGAAGGUGCAUGACUCCAAUAUCUACAUCAAACCUUUCCUGUCCUCAUCUCCUGAG